GGCUUUAGCCAUCCGUAAACAUUUUGUACACGUUUAUAUAGAAAAGAUAAUUACUUCAUAGUCAAAUAUGCAAUGAAUUCACGAUUUUUAAGCGAGAAGCACUUGUAAGUCGGGUAGAUUCCUACUAAUUAAGAAGGAUUAAUUUUGUGUUUAUAUUAAAAAAUAUUAUAAGUAAGUAAAACUUUCUGAUUCGAAGUGAUACUGAACGUGGAAAUUACAUGAGGAAGAUAACUUUAUCUUAUAUUUAAAAUAGCAGACGACAAUUAUAUUUUGACGACUUGACCAGCAGACGACAACAUGGGUGAAUCGGUGCAGCUUCUGAAAAUGAAGCAGUACGCAUUAAAUAGACUUUCGAGUCGUGAGGAAUUUACUGUAACAAACGCUUCCAUUAAUAGUAAUGGUCAAACAUACGAAAACUUAAAGAGUCGGGGUGAAAGGUCAACGUACGAAACCUUAAAGAUUCAGGGUGAAAAGUCACCAACGUCACAUUCAACAACCAAUCAGAACAACGGAUUUAUAGGGAAUAAAGAAUAUGGUGACUGGGAUAGUACCUUAUCACCGACUCGUGAGGACGAAUCCCACUCUGCCCCUUCAACCUUACCCCGACAACAAGCAAGGAGCAGACCAAGUGGAACGAAACCCGCACAAAAAUUUAUUCCCGAGCACGAAAUAGAUAUUCCAGCAGACGGAAGUUUACGAGAUUUCAGCGCAGACGACAUGUCUACAUUUCUAAGAUAUAUGGGAGUAGAAGAACGAAUUGUAACACAUACGCACAAAAAAGGACUUGAUGGACAUAAGUUCUCAAAACUCAAAGACUCCGACCUUGAAGCUUUAAGUAUGAAAAAUCCAAUCAUUUGCCACUUCCGGGAUAAAAGUGGGUCAAAAGAAAAAAGGCGGGAAAAAGAAGGGCCGCCCAUUUAUGUUUGUGAAAAAUUAAGCAUCUAUUAA
Messenger RNA from Ruditapes philippinarum (Manila clam), 948 nucleotides. RefSeq lists its product as uncharacterized. The transcript is spliced from 3 exons. Lineage: Eukaryota; Metazoa; Mollusca; Bivalvia; Venerida; Veneridae. The coding region runs from base 298 to 948 and encodes 216 amino acids. The record is from RefSeq and is a predicted model, not a curated record.